GGUGUGUGUGUGUGUGUGUGUGAGCACCGUGCCGUCGCCUCCCACAGCGCUUCAUCUGUAAAGUCACUGUAUCUUUCUCUCUCUCUAUUUCUCUCAUACACACACGCGCGCGCGCCGCGGCAGCAUGACCGGCGGUCCUAAAGACGGAGAAUCCGAGGAAUACGUUCACUCACCGUUCAUCAGGAAACAGGGGAACAUAUACAAGCCAAACAACAAAGAUAUGGAUAGCGACAGCAUCAACGAGAAGACCUUGCAGGAUCUGCACACCAAGGAGAUAGACCUGGUCAACCGGGACCCAAAGCAUUUAAACGACCAUGUAGUUAAGGUGGACUUCGAGGAUGUGAUCGCUGAGCCUGCAGGCACCUACAGCUUCGACGGCGUGUGGAAAGCCAGCUUCACCACGUUCACGGUCAGCAAGUACUGGUUCUACCGGCUGCUGACGGCGCUGGUGGGCAUCCCGCUGGCGCUGAUCUGGGGCCUCUUCUUCGCCAUCCUGUCCUUCUUGCACAUCUGGGCGGUGGUGCCGUGCGUGAAGAGCUACAUGAUCGAGAUCCACUGCAUCAGCCAGGUCUACUCCAUCUGCGUGCACACCUUCUGCGAUCCUCUGUUCGAAGCCGUGGGGAAGUGCUUCAGCAACAUCCGCAUCACCAGCACGAAGGUGGUGUAGAAGCGCAGGAAGUGAAGGAAGAAAUAAGGCCUGGGGGGUGGUGGGUGGAGGGGGAAUAAAAGAUUAAAAAGGAGAGGGAGAGAGAGAGUGAAAUAAAGGCCCUUCAUGUUGAAGAGGUUGACGUGAAAAGAAUAGAGAGGCUUUCCAGUCUCAGAUUUGUGAUCUGCGUCUCCCUUCAGUCUGGGCUUCUCUACGGAUCUAUGAAAUAUUAGGGAUUUUAUUUUUCGUUUGUCAUUUGUUAGCGUUUAUCACAAAACAAGCAGCAGAUCAGCCUUGCAUUCUUAUUCCGCUUCCUGGGACAAGGCUGUGAAUCUCUACUAUUUUUUUUUUUGCUUUUGUCCCUCUUCACUCAUGCUUGAAUCCACAUUUAUUUCAUCAUCUAUGUUCCCCACCUCCCCCUGUUUUUUGUUUUUUUUAAUUGUAACUAAAACUUAACAUUUAUUGUUUUCAUUCUUCAUAAAUUCCUUGUGAAAGUAACUAAGUUUCGAAAAUAUUGAAUUGAAAGAAGGACAGACUAUAAAGCCCCUCCCCAUCAAUCUAAUGAACAGAUUAUGGCACACACACUCAAAUCAAUUACAAAAGAAAAGUCUGGUGAACUCAUUAUAGAUGUCACUUGGUUCGGCGUCACGUGAAUAAAGUAAAUCGGAGGCUUUUUAUUUUUUUUAAACAAAUAAACAAAAUGAAGACAUCGUAUGUAAUUUAGACACCCGUAAAAAAAAAAAAAAAUGAACGCCGUGUACAGGAUCACCGAGACCUCAUGCGUUUCUACACAAAAUUUCUGUGUUAAUUGAUUUGUUUGCUUUGUUUUUUCUCUUUCGUUUUACCGUGGCCUCUCCGGGGCUCCGUGUGCUUCUUUUUGUAAUAAUAAAAUGAUAAAGUGGGCGUGUUCCUGCUGAUUUUUCGAGACUGCCCAUGACACUGCAUGCCGCCGUUGCUGUACCACGGUCCAAACACGAGGUCAAAUGACUUUCAGCUGACUUCAGCAUAAAGCUAACACGAGACAGAGAGAGAGAGAGAGAGAGAGAGGGAGAGAGAGAGAGAGAGACUGUACCUGCUUUCGCACCAUGCGCAAUCCUUUAACCAGCUUUUUUUUUUCCUUCUUCUUCUUCAUUUGAGCGACGUUACAGCUUCUACACCUUAAUAGAACCUUAGAAGCUCUUUAGCGUCAGUGAAGCCCGAGCUUUUAGCGCCAAGACACUGCUUUAGCAAACGUCCACUAUAUGAACAUGAAGUACUUCUUUUUAUUUUGUUUAUGUUUUUUUUUUUUUUCCAGAUAUUGUUCAUAACUCAUCUGUCAUUCAGCUGAGGUGCAUUGCGUCAUGACAUAGGUUUUAUGUCUGUAUUUGUUUGUGCAAAGAAAAAAAAAAAUAUUAAUAAUAAGUGCCUGGAAAAAAGAAAAAUAAGAUAUCGAAUUCUUGUUUUUUUUAUUUUUUUAUUUUUUAUUUUACACACUGGCAAAAGACUGCUCAAGCUGAAAGCUCUCUGCCCCUUGGACUCCUGAAGAAACCGGGGCGCUGAUUCUCUUCUUUUCUCCCGCCAUCGAGUUCACUUUUUUUCCCCCCCUUUUGUUUCGACUCGGUCGCUUUACUGUCUACCUGCUGUCUCUGAAGAUGGGAAAAUUAUGUGAUGAAAUGAGCUUCUUGCUAUGGGAGAGCUGUAUUUUUUAUUUUUAUUUUUUUUUACAUACCUUCCCUGCUUUUUACUGUAAACAUCACGCCGUGCACAUUAAAAACAAUCAAACGAAA
This is a messenger RNA of Hemibagrus wyckioides, 2412 nucleotides long. RefSeq names its product caveolin 1 (gene cav1). The record is from RefSeq and is a predicted model, not a curated record. Lineage: Eukaryota; Metazoa; Chordata; Actinopteri; Siluriformes; Bagridae. Gene Ontology annotation, molecular function: molecular adaptor activity; protein kinase binding; transmembrane transporter binding. Gene Ontology annotation, biological process: negative regulation of protein tyrosine kinase activity; negative regulation of endothelial cell proliferation; caveola assembly. The transcript is spliced from 3 exons. The coding region runs from base 125 to 667 and encodes 180 amino acids. Gene Ontology annotation, cellular component: cytoplasmic vesicle; caveola; Golgi apparatus.